This is a messenger RNA of Chenopodium quinoa (quinoa), 420 nucleotides long. RefSeq names its product classical arabinogalactan protein 7-like. Bases 1 to 420 code for a protein of 139 amino acids. NCBI's taxonomy places the organism in Eukaryota, Viridiplantae, Streptophyta, Magnoliopsida, Caryophyllales, Amaranthaceae. The transcript has a single exon. The record is from RefSeq and is a predicted model, not a curated record.
AUGGCAGGAGCAAUCAUCGCAACGAUUUUCUCUCUCCUCGUGGUGUCCACCAUAGCUCAAGCUCCCACCGGAGCUCCGGCAGCAUCUCCGAUUUCACCACCAACUCCCGUUGCAACUCCUCCAACAGUGACCGCUACUCCACCGACAAUGGCCGCAACUCCUACCAUGGCCGCAACUCCCACCGCAUCUCCCGUUGGAUCUCCUCUCUCUUCACCACCAUCUCCACCAACUGAAGCUCCCGCCGCCGGUCCCGGAGUCGCCUCCGGUCCAGGAGCUGCCGCCGCCGGUCCAGGUGUUGCCGGAGGUCCUGGUAUGAGCCCAAGCGCUGGUCCCACCGCUGACAAGUCAAGUGGUUUCAGAACCGCCAUUGCUGGUGGAUCAGUUGCCGCAGUUGUUUUGGCUUCCGUGUUGAUGUUCUAG